Messenger RNA from Thlaspi arvense, 802 nucleotides. The record is from the annotation of a GenBank genome assembly. NCBI's taxonomy places the organism in Eukaryota, Viridiplantae, Streptophyta, Magnoliopsida, Brassicales, Brassicaceae.
CAUUGACCGACUUAACAAAACCUCGCAGUCCCAUCCGUUUAUAUAUAAUCCAAGAAAAACUCCAUGUUAUACAUAUACCACACAAAACUCAAAACGAAACAAAACAAAACGAAAAAAAAGACCUAAAAAGAAAUAUCAAUAUGACGAGUCUCCUAGAUAAAGCCAAGGGUUUCGUGGCUGAUAAACUCGCCGGGGUUCCUAAACCGGAAGGUUCAGUUACGGACGUUGAUCUUAAAGACGUGAACCGUGACUCCGUCGAGUACUUGGCCAAAGUCUCAGUCACCAAUCCGUACGGUCAUGCCAUUCCGAUCUGCGAGAUCGAUUUCACUUUUCAUAGCGCCGGCCGGGAGAUCGGAAAGGGGAAGAUACCGGACCCGGGUUCCUUGAAAGCUAAGGACAUGACAGUUCUUGAUAUUCCGGUGGUGGUACCAUAUAGUAUACUGUUCAACUUGGCUCGAGAUGUUGGUGUGGACUGGGACAUUGACUAUUUACUCGAGAUCGGUCUGACCAUCGAUCUUCCUGUUGUUGGGAAUAUUACUAUCCCUAUUACUAGCAAGGGCGAAAUCAAACUCCCUACUUUUAAAGAUUUCUUCUGAUCUACUUAAACCUAUGAAAUCAAGUUAACCAACGCUUAUCGUUUGUAAUGGUGAUGUAAUAAACGGGUUUGCUUAUAAUCAAUAAAUUUUAUUUUGUCAUAUUAUAAGAAAAAACUUUUUCUAGUUUUUUCUUUUUGUGUGUCUUUUGUUGGUUUGAUAAGUCAGCUAAAUGGUUGACAGCUAAAUGGUUGACAGAUCCUACUCAA